Molecule: messenger RNA, 558 nt
Organism: Helobdella robusta
Lineage: Eukaryota; Metazoa; Annelida; Clitellata; Rhynchobdellida; Glossiphoniidae
Exons: 3
Coding region: 1-558 (185 amino acids)
Source: RefSeq, a predicted model, not a curated record
AUGAACACCAAACCAGAAGAGCAGUGGGCAGGAGAAGAAAAGAAUAGUAUUCGUUUGGAUAGGCUGGACACGUGUUUCGUCCCUAUUGGGAACUCAUCAGCAGCCCGAAUACCUAUCAGAAUAGUUAUCGCAAUUUCUUAUAAAGCCCGCACAAAUCAACUCCUUAUUUCGUGUGAUACGUUGAAUACACCUUUCUCUGUGGCAACAUGGAACGCUAGAACAUGGUACCUGACUGGAAAAUUUGAGAACGUAAAACAAGAAAUGAAAAGAAUGAAUCUCAGCAUUCUAGGAAACACGUGGAAAAAAUCUGAUGUAAUAACUUUUGAAGAAGGCAAACUUAUCUAUCUACUCUGGAGCCUAGCUGUUAUUCAAGUUUAUGCGCCAAUGAUUGAAAGCAGUGAAGAAGACCUUAAUGCUUUUUACAGUAAUCUUAAUGAUGCUUUAAAAACAUGUAAAUCUCAAGAAGUUGUUAUUAUGAUAGGUGACCUGAAUGCAAAAGUUGGCUCAGAAAAAAUACGUGGCGUGGUUGGUCCUCAUGGAAUAGGUGAAAGAAAUUAG